AUGGCUAACCCCUGGGCUAUUAUUGUUGGUGCCGGCCCCUCAGGAUUGCUCCUUGCGCUGCUGUUGUCGAGACAAGGGGUGCCGGUACAGGUAGUGGAGGCGAAUGACGAUCUCGAUGACCGACCAAGAGCAACUCACUAUGGAGGACCUGCAGUCUACGAACUUCGUCGUGCUGGAGUGGUCGAUGAUGUACGUCGACAAGGGUUUGAACCUGAGGGAGUUCAGUGGCGGAAAUUGGACGGCACGUACAUUACCGGACUCAGUCACCACGUCUUGCCAGCCGAGGACCCCGACAAAAUGAUAUGUUUGCCGUUAAACCAACUAGGGAAAAUUCUUUUAUCUCACCUAGAAAGUCAGCCUUGCGCCACUAUUUCCUGGAACUACAAGGUGAUCAGCAUCUCGCAAGAUGCCGACCUCGCCUACGUGGAGGUGGACACUCCAGCAGGUAGAGAAAAGCUCCAUGCCCCUUAUAUUGUGGGGUGUGAUGGCGCAAACAGCCAGAUUCGCCGUUCUUUGUUUGGUGACCUCAAUUUUCCUGGAAAAACAUGGGACGACAAUCUCGUGGCGACCAACAUCUAUUUCGACUUCAAGAAGCAUGGCUAUGGUGACGCCAAUUUUGUCAUUGACCCGGAGCAUUGGCAUAUGGCUGCACGAAUUUCCAAGGAUGGCAUGUGGCGAGUGACCUACGGCGACCUCCCCAACCUCACGCCAGAGCAACUACUUGCUCGCCAGCCCGCGAAAUUCCAAGCAUUACUACCAGGUAACCCUAGUCCGGAAUCUGGGGCAUAUCGCGUGGCCAACAUCAGUCCGUACCGUGUGCAUCAGCGUCUUGCCGAAAGGAUGCGCGUCGGGAGAUUUUUAUUAGCCGCUGACGCCGCACACUUGUGCAAUCCAAUGGGUGGUCUCGGCCUCACGGGCGGAAUUGUGGACAUUGGUGGCUUGUAUGAUUGUCUAAUCGGCAUCUUCAAAGGGUUGACCAGCCCUGCAAUACUGGACCGGUACGACCAAGUGCGCAGGGACGUUUACAACAGUAUGAUCAAUCCGAUCUCAAGUAGUAACCUUGUUCGAUUGUCUCAGGAUCCCGCCAACGUGUUGGAAGUCGACGAAUUUCUUCAGAUGUGUAAAAGGGGAGAGUCCGAUCCUGACUUGGUUUGUGAGAUACUCCAAGGAGUCAAAAACCUCUCACAUGACUUCACCAAGGACUACGACUCCAGUGUAAAGGAAAAGUCCUCAUUUGAGGUUGAAGGGGAGGUUGUGUCCGUAAACUGA
Molecule: messenger RNA, 1269 nt
Organism: Cladophialophora psammophila CBS 110553
Lineage: Eukaryota; Fungi; Ascomycota; Eurotiomycetes; Chaetothyriales; Herpotrichiellaceae
Exons: 3
Coding region: 1-1269 (422 amino acids)
Biological process (GO): 3-(3-hydroxy)phenylpropionate catabolic process
Molecular function (GO): 3-(3-hydroxyphenyl)propionate hydroxylase activity; FAD binding
Source: RefSeq, a predicted model, not a curated record